Molecule: messenger RNA, 753 nt
Organism: Aphis gossypii (cotton aphid)
Lineage: Eukaryota; Metazoa; Arthropoda; Insecta; Hemiptera; Aphididae
Exons: 4
Source: RefSeq, a predicted model, not a curated record
AUGUAUAAUUAUAACAACAACGCGGCAGAAUCGUAUAAUUCUAUUUUAACAAAAUUUGUUGGUGGUAAGCGAAUUAACUUUUCAAAAAAAGGAUCUUAUGAGUUAAGGUGUAAUGUUGCUGUUACGGUUUACAAUUCUGAAAAACGAACUAAACGGCAACAUCAAUGUGAAGAAUGGCACUUAGAAAGAAAAAACGGUUCUUUAACUGCAUCACUAUUUGGUCGAAUUUGUAAAUUGCGGAAAACUACAUCACGAGAUAAAGUAGUUAGUUAUAUGUUAUUUGGAACAUUCAAAGGGAAUGCAUCAACUCGUCAUGGUAUAGAAAAUGAGAACAUAGCAAAAGAACAGUUGGAAAAAGUGAUCAAAAAAGAAAUUCUUCCGGCAGGGUUAAUAAUAGAUACGAACCAACCCUUUUUAGCUGUAUCGCCGGAUGGAUUAGUUGAGUUAGAUGCAUUAGUGGAAAUAAAAUGUCCAGCAAGCGCUAAAAAUUUUACCCCAGAAGAUGCAAUACAAAAUAAAAAAAUUAAAAGUUGUGUCAUCAAAAAUGGAAAUCUUUUUCUAAACAGAAAUGAUAAUUAUUAUUAUCAAGUACAGGGCCAACUCCAUGUAACUAACAGGAUGUACUGUUAUUUUUGCAUAUGGACACCAAAAGGUAUUUUAAUCGAAAAAAUUCAGAGAGACGAUCAUUUUUGGAAAACCAACAUGGAAGUCCUAUUAAAAACAUUUUUUAUGGAUUAUCUUUUAAAAGAGUUA